This is a messenger RNA of Prorocentrum cordatum, 997 nucleotides long. Lineage: Eukaryota; Dinophyceae; Prorocentrales; Prorocentraceae. The record is from the annotation of a GenBank genome assembly.
GGAGCAGUACCUCGAGCGACACAACACGCAGCCGCUCGCGAGCUUCACGCCGACGAUCCUCCACACCAAGAGCGGCAACGUCGUGGCCGCAUCGGCCCACCUUCGACCUGGGCUCCGCGAUCGAGGCGCCAACAGGAACAGCCUGGUCUCCAUCACGACAUUCGUGGACAUGCUCACCGACCCGCGGAUCACCCGCGCCGACUGGAACUACGAAGCGAACUGGCGGGAUGACAAGCCGUGGCCCACCAGAUGGAACGGCGCCGCCCUCAGCGACCCAGAGCGCAAGGCCACGUGCGACAAGGGCCAGGGCUCCGCGCACGACCAUGCGACCGCGCGCGCGGACUCCGCCACGCACCUGGGCGCCCAGGCGGUCCACGACGUGCCCUGGAAGACCCACUGCGGCAUCCAGAUCACGGCGGGCGACGCCGAGUCGCGGGCGCGCCAAGCCUUCAAGGUUCCCAAGGCCCUCCCCGCCCGAGCCAGACCUAUGAAGGUCGCUGACCCAGAAAGUAAAGAGCACCUGCGCGACGAGUUCGGCGCCCUCUACUGCAACAGCGCGGACGCGCCCAAGGAAGACCCCACGCCGUUCAUCAUCCCAGAAGCCGACUGGGACAGGGCAGCCGACGAGGCGUGGAACUACUCGAGGUUCGAGGGCAACCGCGCCGGCACCAAGGAGGGCAGGGCCCACAUCUUCCACCACCACAACCAGAAUGCUGCAGCGCAGAUCAACUCAGCUUACUCCCAGUGGGUCGCGACCAUGGCUGCGUGGCGGCAACACUUCAGCACGCUCAUCCCGAGGUACGCAGAACUGGCCAAGAAUGCGAAAGACCCCAAGGCACGCCAGCAUAUCCAUAGGACCAUCCUCAGCAAGCUCGACGACCUGGGCAAUCCAGAGGCCCAGAAGAACCACUUCGGCAUCAAGACGGAUCCGAAGGAGAUCGACGAGUGGAAGGCCCCGAUCUCCACCCUCGAGUUCUGCGACGAGAACGACCUCUAA